This is a messenger RNA of Ricinus communis (castor bean), 1515 nucleotides long. RefSeq names its product protein CONSERVED ONLY IN THE GREEN LINEAGE 160, chloroplastic. The coding region runs from base 133 to 1197 and encodes 354 amino acids. Lineage: Eukaryota; Viridiplantae; Streptophyta; Magnoliopsida; Malpighiales; Euphorbiaceae. The record is from RefSeq and is a predicted model, not a curated record. The transcript has 9 exons.
AACUAUUGCCCACCACCACCACCACUACACUAGUAAAAUAUCCGGCCCGAAUUUUGUUGCAUUGCUUAAACCCCCAAAUAGAGAACCAUAUGGUUCGUAAGCUUAUCCCCUUCACAGUAACAACAGUCACUAAUGGCAAUUCUAAACUACAUUUCAGUAACCUCAACGGCAGCACCCAUCUCCCAAGACUCCUCAACACCACCACCGCCACAAAUACCGGAUCCAAGACAGACCAAAGUGAUACUGCCCAAGAAAAAGCCAUUGAAAUGGUCGACAGGGGUGGCACCAGGGGAUUAUGGUGGUCCACCCACUACCACUAAGCUCCGAAAGUAUUGGGGUGGUGAAGAUGAAGACCCUUUAACCUCCGAUGAGUUUAUUUGGAACAAAGAUUUCAUGAGCCGAAUGAAACGACUGGUUCAGGACCCUGAUAUUCCCUCUCUUGAGCCCACUUCUGUUCAGGAGGAGUCUUCUGGAUUUCUAAGUUUAAACAGAGUCAUGAGUCUAGAUAACUUGGAAGUUGAUUUGACAAAAGAACUUAUGCGAACUCCAAAACUGGUACCAAAGGUGUCAGCUGAGGCUGCAACCAAGGGCAGUGAUACUAUUGCAACAAAAUGGAGAUUGGCACCAACACGCCGUGAGCAGGAGAAGUGGGAUAAAGCAACUAAAGCUGCAACUGGAGGCAGUGAUGUAUUGCUGAGGGAAAUAAGAAAACCUCGAGGAGAUCCCGAAUUAUUGGCUGCUCAAUCAAGGGAGCAAUAUUUUAAGUUGAAGAAUAAGUUGCAGAUUCUCACAUUGGGUGUAGGUGGUGUUGGCUUGGUUUCAGCAUAUAUCUCUUAUUCUCCUGAAAUUGCAGCGAGUUUUGGAGCUGGACUAAUCGGAUCUUUAGUCUACAUGCGUAUGCUUGGGAGCAGUAUUGACUCGAUGGCAGAUGGAGCCAAGGGCCUUAUCAAGGGGGCAAUUGGACAGCCAAGGCUGCUGGUUCCUGUUGUUUUGGUCAUGAUUUAUAACCGGUGGAAUGGCUGGUGUGCUAUCAAGAGUCUUGCUUCUGUUCCUGAUAACUCUCUUUGGAUGCAGAAUUCUUGUUCCAGAUUAUGGUUUAAUGCACUUAGAAUUGAUACCAAUGUUAGUGGGGUUUUUCACAUACAAGAUUGCGACUUUUGUUCAAGCAAUAGAGGAGGCAGUUACUGUAGCUGUUGAGAAGACAAGUGUAAGAUGAAUUUGCCUUAUGCAAGGGACAGCACUUCUAAAAAUAGUUGCAGAGGUAUUUUAUUAUUGUAGCUGCUUGGUGUGUCCCUCAGAUAUUCGGUUGAUAAAGUGGAAAAUGAUUGUUGGGGAGCAAAGUAGAAGGGUCGCUCUGUAUAUAUUGGUACAGAAAACAAUAUAUACAAAUGUGAUAUUUUCAUGCAAUUUUUUACUUCUUUAUUCUUCCAAGAAAAAUUCCAGAUUUGUAUAUGAAUUAAAAAGGUCGAUAUCAAAUCAAGUUUUACUUGGAAUGGAAAUCUUCUUAUAACUGAA